Molecule: messenger RNA, 3106 nt
Organism: Epinephelus fuscoguttatus (brown-marbled grouper)
Lineage: Eukaryota; Metazoa; Chordata; Actinopteri; Perciformes; Serranidae
Gene: gpr176
Product: G protein-coupled receptor 176
Exons: 3
Coding region: 666-2393 (575 amino acids)
Biological process (GO): G protein-coupled receptor signaling pathway
Cellular component (GO): plasma membrane
Molecular function (GO): G protein-coupled receptor activity
Source: RefSeq, a predicted model, not a curated record
CUUGUCAUUCAUAAGAUUCAGUGGAGUUUCUUGGUGCUAGAUGAAGAGGAGGGGCUCUUCCUCUCCAGUCUUACACCUCACGCUGUGAGAUAUUCACUCGCAGGCUCCCCACACCAGUCAGUCUACCAAUUAACAGCCUCUGACCGUGCGAUUGGCAGCGGCAGCAGCCUGAGUACCAGACCUGACAGACACAAUAUUUUUCCCGGAGGUGAUGCCAGUGUGUUCCCGGCGCUGCAGGCUUCCUCCCCGGGGCGGACACUUCGCCACCCGCUGUGGUUUUAGGAGCACUUGGUGUCAGAGAGGCGCAUCCAACCGACCUCACUGCGCACGGAUUUCACUGACUGAUUUCUGCCAUGCAUCCGCAUUGGGGGAUUCUGGGUCAUCCAGCCUGCUAUUUUUGAUGUAUGAUCAUCUCACCAUGUUUUUUCCAGACAUAUUCACUGACAAAACAUCCUCUCACUGCUGGCAGCUGCGCGCAUUACCUGCCUGUGUCACAUCUUCACUGAUAUCCCUGCAUGCAAGCUGUGUUUUUUAGAUAGGCUAUUCAUCCCCACUAUUUUUAAGGCAUCAUCACCAUCAUCCCAACAGAGAAGCUUCUCCAAUGCUGGCUGCUGACAUCCCGCCAGCCGUCUUCAAAAAGCGUCAGCAUCGCGGGCUGAGCCGACAUGGAUAGUGGGAGCCGGGCUGCGACGGUCGGAGACGGUGCAGCCAAUUUCACAGCAGCAGCAGCCAACCUCUGGCUGGAUCUCCUGAACGCUUCCAGCCCGCCGACCCGGUGGGACAGCAGCCCGGCUGCCGAGGGGACCGGGCUGGGUGAGCAGCAGCAGCAGCGCCUCAUCCGAGAGCAAGCUUACCGGGACUUCACCACCACCCUCCAGGUUCUCAUCCUCAUAGGUUCGCUGCUCGGAAAUGCCACGGUGUUGUGGUGCACCUGCUGCACAAACGUCUUCAAAUCCGUGACCAACCGAUUUAUCAAGAACCUGGCGUGCUCGGGUAUCUGUGCCAGCCUGCUGUGCGUCCCCUUCGACGUGGCCCUGGGAGCCAGCCCUCGCUGCUGCUGGUGGCUUCACACUCUGCUGCUCUGCAAGACCAUCAAGUUCCUCCACAAGCUCUUCUGCUCCGUCACUGUGCUCAGUUUCAGUGCCAUCGCACUAGACAGAUAUUACUCUGUGCUGUACCCGUUAGAGAGGAAAAUCUCUGAUGCAAGAUCCCGCGAUCUGGUCAUCUACAUCUGGGUCCACGCGACGGUAGUGAGCCUUCCUGUGUUCGCUGUGACCAAUGUGACGGAUGUGUACGUCACCUCGUCCUGCUCCGACGACCACGCCCGCUCCCUGGGCCACAUGGUGUACGUGUUGAUCUACAAUGUCACCACGGUGAUCCUCCCCCUCGCGCUGGUUUUCCUCUUCAUGCUGCUGAUCCGCAGAGCACUCAGUGCCAGCCAGAAGAAGAAGGUCAUAAUCGCAGCGCUGCGGACUCCCCAGAACAGCAUCUCCAUCCCGUAUGUGUCCCAGAGAGAGGCUGAGCUGCAUGCCACUCUGCUGGCUGUGGUGCUGGCUUUCUCAGCCUGCAGCGCCCCCUAUGGAGCAUUGGUGGUGUAUCGCACCAUUCUGGCAGACACUAAAGAGCUCCCUGUGUCACUGUAUCUGACAGCACUCUGGCUCCCAAAGGUGUCCCUGCUCACAAACCCUCUUUUGUUUCUGACUGUUAACCGCUCAGCGCGUCACAGCUGGCUGGAACUGCUGGCCAGGAUUCACAGACGUUACAGCCGCCGUAACGUGGUCAGCACCGGGGGGCUGGCCUCGUUAGGAGCAGAGGGUGUGAUCGGGGAGCCGGUGGGACUGGAGACAGCCGGCCGUUCUGGGAGCCAGCUCCUGGAGAUGUUUAACAUAGGCCAGCAACAGAUCUUCAGGCCCUCUGAGGAGGAAGGAGAGGAAGAGGACUUAGAGAAUGAAAUCCCUUCUCAAGUAUCAGGAGGCUGCUCUGGGCCUAAAGAGGAACACAAGGGUGGAUCGAGAAUGGGGAGCUUCAGAGGGGAGGUGGUCACCAAAAAGGACUCUGUUCAGGGGACAGGAGGGCUGGUCAUCACCAAGGACUGCCCUCCUUCAAUCAUAGCACCCCGGGCCUCUCCGGUGCACACAUGUGUUUACGCCUCUUCAUCUCAGGUGGCACCGGCUACACCUACAGAAGCUGAGGACUCCACGCAGUUUGGUUUUGGACCCUUUGAGCUGCCGCCUCAGUGGCUACCAGAGACCAGGAACAGCAAGAAGAGGCUGCUGCCUCCGCUGGGCAACACACCCGAGGAGCUGAUCCAGACCAAACUGCCACGGCCGCGGCCUGAGCGGAGAAUCAGCAGGAACAACAAGGUCAGCACCAUCCCUACUGUGGACCCGUGAAUUACUCCUGCUGGCCUCUGAUCUGUGACACCGGACACGGCUCAGUACAGAGCAGGUCGAGCAUGCCAUGGCAGGAUAUUGAUGUGUGGAGCUUCUCAGUGAGACGCCUGGUUUCUUUUAGUUAAUUUAAACCCUUUUCUCCAAAUUUCUUAUUGUAGAAGUCCAGUUUUUUUACUUUACUGCACAGAAGUAAAUGCCUGAGGCGCUGCAGUUUUCUUACCGAAUGAGAAUCAAUUUGAUAUUAAAUAUUUACAAUACUGUGAGAAAUGUGUCUGCUCAGUCCAACUUCACGACUCGGACUGAUUCCUUGAUUAAAGACUCCUGCAAAGGCUGCAUGAUUAUUGAGAAGGCUAUUUGAGUCUCCCUGUUUUGAUUAGAGCCGGCAUUGGUAGUUAAAUGAACACACUGUACAAAUCCAAUUACCCCGAAAGAUGCACUGAUACUGAAUAAUAUUUCCAUAGCAAGUAAUCAAGCAAGGAUAUUGAACCUCUAACAUUUUGUAAAAUGGUUAUGCUGUGAUUGCACUCUGUAAAUGAAAACAUCUCAGUGUCGGUACUUUUACGUAACCCUUUGGGGGGCUGUUUUUUGUAACCAUGUUUUACUUCACUUUUUGGGAUUAACUCGCCCUUUGCGGGCCUUUUUGUCUGACUUCUGGAAUAUUUCUUCUAAUGUGGUAGAUGUUGUCAUUUGUACUUUAAAUGUGAGUGGAUUUG